CCGACCUACCAAUUUACAGAUAAAGAUAUUUUCCCAUUGAACAACAACAACAAGAUAACAACAGUGGAACUAAUCAACAGCUGUAAGAAGGAAGUUUUCGUUCCGUGAAUACUUUUGGCCCUUUACUUCAACACUGCAGUAAUUUCAGAUGGACGACCGUGACAGGAAACGGUUUCAAGCCAUUCAAGUUCGCUUUGCAGAGAGGGUUGAUUCAGUAGAAAUGUUGGGGUAUAUUACAUGUCUGACAGAGCAUACAAGGGAUACUGUGAAAAAUUCCCAAACUGCUCACAAUGGCUCCAAACUCUUGUCAGCUCAGACACUGUUUGCAGCUCUAAAAUGUCGUCCAGAUGGUUUAAAACAAGCUGCAUAUGCUCUUCGUCAGUGUGGCCAUGACGACCUUGCUAAUGAGAUAGAACCGCAGGAAGGUGCAUCUCAAGCAUCAGCACACCACCACUUUCACUCUCCACAACGGUGUCACAGCCUUCUAGAAAAAUCGGUAGCUAAUGUCUUCGGAGCCAAUGAUCCAAAUGUUCAACAUAGUAACCAAGGAAUUCCAGCUUCAUUAAGGCAAAACGCAUCAUUCAGGAAUGGUGCUCCAAACAUCCCAGAUGGUAGCAAUAGCUACCCAUAUGUACCAGGCAGGGACACGGUUCCAAACUUCCAAACUCUUAACAUGUCUGCUACAUAUCCAGGAGCCUCAAAUGUUGGUUUGCCGGGACCCACAUGGUCCAUGUCACAACAGCCUCCGCUUGAUGUUAAUGAGUUGCAACAACAGCCUUAUUACCAGCAUCAGCCGGUCAUGAUUUUGUAUGAUAGGAAUGCACCGUCAAACCAUUCAGCUCCUACCAUGUCGGAAUUUCAAAGAUACCCACAAGGUGAUCAACCUGCACACGGCUUUGGUAGUAAAGAACCAUCUAGGACAGGAUUCACUACAAUUAGGAGAGUUAAUACACCCUUUUCACAGAAAAACGAUUUGGAUAAAUCUGAUACAGAAAAUGAAGAUUCAGAUUACGAUUUUACAGUGAAGAAAAAUAUAGAACAAGAAGAGAAUAGUUCAUCUCUACCAGAGAGUGAUGCAAGCAAAAUUAUUAAUACCCAGGAAAACGCUGAAUACAGACAUACACUGACGAAUAAUGAGGUUGACAUAGAAAAGAAAGUAAGUUUUAGAAUGACCGAAGGAAGUUUCGAAUAUGUUCCAGUUAAACCACAAGCAACUGGUUUUGAUUCCAGCGAGACUAUGGUUAAAGAGUUUGACAAUUCCAAAAGAAGUGUAAACAAUAAAGACAAUAAUGCAACUCAUGCUGGAUUUGAUUCAAGUGAGACCACACUUAAAUCUCCAAUAAAAAAAUAUGAACAUACAGAUUCGUCCAACGUUGAAAGUACGAUUAAACGUUCGUUAAGAUCGGAAGCUGUUAAAAACAACUUUGAAACAGAAAUCACCCAAGAAAAUGUUGAGAAUAUACGACGGGAAUGUUUCUCAGAUGUCUAUUCCCAAACUUCUUCACUAUUGCCUUCAGCUCCAGAAGUGUCAAUAAAAAGAACCGCUAUCGUUGAAGUGACGCAACCAAUCGACCAAUCUCUUGAAGAUGCGAGGAUACCGGAAAUGAGGAUCCUUCGAGACGAUUCUGAACUUAAAAGUAUAAUGAGGAAGAAGGAAAAGGCAAAUAUCUUUGGGAUUUCUAGUUAUAUAAUGGAUGGUAAAACCGAGGAUGGGGCAAGUUUUGUUUCAGAUUCUGAAGAAAGUAGUAAUGCUGUGAAUUCAGAUGAGGGCAUUAUUUCAGCGGAUGGUUUUCCUACUACAGAAGGUAAUACCGAAAAACUGAAUGACCAUCCUAAAGAUUUGACCAAAGAUCAGACCAAAAACAACAAGAAAAGUAUGACUGCAAUAAGGCCAGAGCUUGCUGAAAAUGUAAAUGCGGAGAAUUCAACAGAUGAAAGAUUUACGUCAUGGAUCAGUUUUGGGUCUUCGCUUGUGAGUUUUACCUACAAGGUCUUGCACCCAGAUGUUUGAAGACAGUUUACCAGCUUUCACGCUGGUUUGAUAUAAGAGUUUGUAUUAAUUGCUAGUUUAUAUAUAUCUAGUUGAACAUUCAGUGCAAAAUAUCAGCUCGUGGUGUGUAAGGACCAGGAAUAUCGUCAAAUCGAAGAAUGUGUAUCCCAUUUUAAUAUUUAUGCCCCCCUUCGAAGAAGAGGGGGUAUAUUGCUUUGCUCAUGUCGGUAGGUCGGUACGUCCACCAGGUGUCGGUACGUCCGUCCACCAGGUGGUUUCCGGAUGAUAACUCAAGAACGCUUGGGCCUAGGAUCAUGAAACUUCAUAGGUACAUUGAUCAUGACUCGCAGAUGAACCCUAUUGAUUUUGAGGUCACUAGGUCAAAGGUCAAGGUCACGGUGACUCGAAAUACUAAAAUGGUUUUUGAAUGAUAAUUCAAGAAUGCAUACGCGGCCAACAGGGCACACUCUGAACAAUAUUACUGAAGCAACUGGUCUGUAAUCCUAAAUCUAUAAUUAUCAGUCCAAUGAAACAUCAUCCUUUUAGUAAAAUACAGUGGAUCAGUAAAAAUAUUAUCAGAAUAUGAGAUUUUUUGUAUAUUUUGUAUAUUAAAUAUUGUGUUAAUGUUUAAUUUUGUUGAUUAGUAUAAAUAUAAGCAGGACAGGGGAGGUAAUUCACUACAGGGGAAACAAAUGCAAUAAGUUUAAAUUUAUUGUUACAGAUUUGCCUCCCUUGUAAUAUAAUUAAAUUUUACCAAAUGUAAGGCUAACAUCAUUUUUGUAAUGCAUACUACUACUACUACUGCUGCUGCUGCUGCUGCUGCUGCUGCUACUACUACUGCUACUACUUCUACUACUACUGCUACUACUACUACUACUACUACUACUACUACUACUACUACUACUACUACUACUACUACUACUACUAACUCAAGAACGCUUAUGCCUAGGAUCAUGAAACUUGAUAGGUACAUUGAUCAUGACUGGCAGAUGACCCCUAUUAAUUUUCAGGUCACUAGGUCAAAGGUCAAGGUCACAGUGACCCGAAAUAGUAAAAUGGUUUCCUAAUGAUAACUCAAGAAAGCUUAUGGCUAGGAUCAUGAAACUUCAUAGGUACAUUGAUCAUGACUCGCAGAUGACCCCUAUUGAUUUUCAGGUCACUAGGUCAAAGGUAAAGGUGACAGUGACAAAAAACAUAUUUACAAAAUGGCUGUCACUACAACUGAGAGCCCAUAUGUGGGGCAUGCAUGUUUUACAAACAGCCCUUGUUUUAUAACAUAAUUAAACUAAUAAAACAAUUAUUAACAUGAUACAGAUAAAUUGAAGCAGGCCGUUUGUAAAGGCUCAUAUAAUUUGCGCGUCUUGGGUUAUACAUUUCAUGAAAUUUAAGCAUGAACACAAAUUGGGUUGUACUAUUUGUUGACAUAAAAACAAUUAAACUAAGCAUUCCUGUCGCGUUUGGAUUUGUCACAUUAGAAUAGUAACCCGUUGAUACAAAAGAAAAUGUAUUUAUGAUUAUUAAGAUUAGUAUAUAUAUCUGUGAUAUUACUAUGUUGUUAAGCUUAUAACUAUUUAUUUAAGCUCGAUUGCAUCGAUAGCCUAUGACUUAUUUAAAACGCCAUCGAGUCUGUUUCCUGGGACAAGAACCAAUACUUGGUGUCUAUUGGGGAGCUGGUCAGAACGCUCCCACAGUGGUGAUCGAAUUUUUGACCUCCCGGUCGAUAUACCGACACCAUAUCCACUACGCAAUGGUGACCUCAAUCUUGUUGAUUAGUGCACUACCUGUUUACAACCAUAUAAUAGUACUAUAUAGAGGAUAUUUGCUGGUUUCAAUAGAUUAUCAAUUUUCAUUAAGACUUGAUAAGAGCAUUUGAUAUUUUCACAUCUGACGCAGCCAUGAGUGAAAAUAUUUUAACAUUAUAUAACACGAGUGCAUAAAAAUUUAUAAUCUCUUUUCCAACAUUUAUAUACAUUUUAAAAGAUUUAAACUGGAUAAUUUUCCUUGGAUAAUUACAUCAUGACGCCAAACAACGAUUUCAUUUCACUGUAAAUCAGAGUCAGUUCUCGAUAUCUUUAAUUGUUAUUGGUAAUUACCAGCGAAUUAUCGUUUGUAUUACCCUAAAAGCAUUGAAAAGCAUCAGAUUGAUAUGAUGAAUUUAUUUAGGUAUAAUGUUCUGUUUUGUUUGUUACUGUUGUAUACAAUCUAAUAAGUUUUAGUUUAUUAGCUUUUAAUACAAACCUCAGAAAAGUUAUUUUGAAUUAAAAUUAAAUAUUUGUAUUUUAAUUUAAUGUAUGAUAAAAAUGUAUACUUCAUGAUUGUUAUCAUCAAUUUUUUGAAAUAUAAUUAUGAGAAAGCAAUACAUCACAACGAGCAUUUUAAUCAGAAUGCCUAAGAGUUAUCAGUAUGUGUGUUACAACACAUGUUGAGUGUGUAUAUCAGGAUUUUGUUCCAUGAUUUUUAGAUCUUACACGUGUUGUCAUUUCAUACCACAUUGUAUUCAACUUAUUCAGGAAUUGUGUUUUUAAGGAAGUCUAACAGGUCUAACAGACAUAUUUCCCAGACGAGUUUAAUAAAUGAUGCUUUGGAAUGACAACUAAUGUCAGAUAUCAAAUUAGCACACACAAUUAACAUUUAUGUUAACGUCAUGAAAACCCGGAAAGUUGCUUUACAAAGCUUGACGUCAGUUGACGUUUCAACCUCAUUUCAACAAAAUGGACAACAUGAUUCGUCAGUAUUCCAAAAAAGCCAACAAAAUGCUCCAAAAGGCUACAUAACCCAUUUUUAAAACAAAUAUACGUGAUGGUAACAUUACUUAGAAAACAAGGUGUAACAUGUGAUACAAUUAAAAUAUUUCAUACAUUAUAUUGAAAGCAAACGGUCUGAAUGAUAUUCCUGUAUGAUUCUAUCUAUUUUGUGGACUUUUGACCGAUGUGAGCUCUCAAAGACGUUUGCAAUGUUUUUGAAUUUUACACAUUUGUUGUGAUUGAAAGCCAACAAGAACAAUUACAUGUUGCCAUUAAGAUUUUGUAUAUCAUUAUUCCGUAUCAUGCAACUCGCUUGUAAUUAUUUCAUUUUCAUGGAUUUUGAUCGUUCCAGUAUUAUUUUUUUCAUUGAAGUUGGUUUUGAAUUCAGUAUAUUUUAUAUAGCCAGUCUUUUAUACAGCCUAUUAGUAUUUGGUUGAAAUAUCUCGAACACUUUAUAAUAUGUUUCUUUGUUGUGUUGAUAUUUUUUUUGAAAUCGCUGUGUUGUAUCCCCUUUUUCAUUUAGAAACACGCUAUUUAUAGCUUCAAAUUGUAAAUUAAUAUGUUGUUUUUUGCAUAACGGUACAUCAUUGAGGUUGUAAGGACUGUGCAUUUGUGUUUAUUAUUUUCGCUUUAUGUCACAUGGCCAAUACAUGAUUCAUAGGAGACCAAUAUGUGUUGUGGUUUUUGUUAUAAUGGAAUGAAAAAUAAAAUAUUUUUCAAAGAAAACAUUAUUCACAACAUAUCAAUAAAACCAUCGAGCAUUCAUUAGAAGAGUACGUGGUCAAAACCAAACCACCUUUGUAACAAAACAAUAAUAACAAGUAAAUAACAUUUGUUUGACUAACUCAAUAGUAAGAUCUGUGGUAGGACAGUUUUUCCAGGCUGGGCGGGGUUACUUAAACCUAACAUGUGUUUACCCAUUAAUCAUCAUUUAUUCUUAUUACCUUUGUCAAGAGCUAUAACAUAUUGAAAAAGGAAUGUAUUAAUAUGAUAUACGUUGAAAUUCCGAGCGUAUACUAUAAUAAACGAUUGUAAUGGUAUUUAUUACUUAAAUGAUAGACAUUUAAAAUGUGAUAUUACAAUUAGUACAGAGGGUCUUCUAAUUGAAUAUUAUUUUGUCUAUUAUACAAGCCAUUUUUAGAUUCAUGAAAAUAAAGCACAAAAUAUGUCA
Molecule: messenger RNA, 5905 nt
Organism: Dreissena polymorpha
Lineage: Eukaryota; Metazoa; Mollusca; Bivalvia; Myida; Dreissenidae
Exons: 5
Coding region: 149-2011 (620 amino acids)
Source: RefSeq, a predicted model, not a curated record